Messenger RNA from Leptosia nina, 792 nucleotides. The record is from the annotation of a GenBank genome assembly. Lineage: Eukaryota; Metazoa; Arthropoda; Insecta; Lepidoptera; Pieridae.
AUGAGCUUUGUCGUCCGCCUCCGUCGCUCCGACCUAACUUCGACCUUAUCGCUUGCGCGCUCGCUCCACGUCCGCGCACUCGCAACGCUCCCGGUUCUCGCCGACUUUUCCGCGAUUUUCGUGGACGUAAAGCGAUUUGCUUUCGGUCGCCACGUAUCCCGUGGCCCAGUGAACAGCGAUAAACACAAAGUAAGAUUAAUCGUCGGGGCAGUCCACGAUAUUGAUGAAAGCGAUAACGAUCCCGACACUGUCGUUCAUAAUAAGUGGCUAUCGGAACCCGAAGCACAGUCGCAGCGAAGCGGUGCGAAUCUCCUUUUCAGCCGGCGGUUUAUCGUGAUUCGGUACGAGGGUUUUAUAGCCUGUGGCGUAAAGGUUCGGAGCGCAAUAUACACUAGAGCCCCUCGCGGUCGCACACUCGAGUCUAAUGGCCGUGAUUCGACAAGUACAAAUGGCCGCCCUGACAAAUGGUCUACGGACGACCCCGUGUCACACGAGAUACAAGUUCGAAAAGCAUUCAAGCCAAUAUGGGACUUAUCGUCCGGUCUCCGAGGACCCCUGGCUUAUACGAUCCGGGUGAUUUAUGCUUUCCAAUCCACUAUCGCUUUCGACUCAUAUUUGAUGGACGUCACGGGAGUUAUUGCUCUCGUGAAAUACGAGCGUUUUUUCGGAGAACAAUCGAAGGACGGAGCCAUUAAGAGGUCGGACGUAAAUCUGAGUGGGUCGCAGGCGAUUCGUCUUCUAAUGAAGAAAAGUGCGCCCCCAGGAUGCUUUAUCGUCGAUCUGUGUAAUUAA